AUGGGCCAGGGCAGUACCCAAGUCGGGACACCCAAAGAGCUACAGUGUUUGUCUGAGAGGGACAAGGGAGCGAUUCGCGAAGCCUGGCGUGCGUUCUGCAACACCCACCCGGAUCCCGGCGCAGUCCUUUUUUCUGCGCUCCUGGACAGGCACCCGGAGUACCAGGCGCUCUUCAAGGAGUUCAGGGACGUGCCCAAGAGUGGCCUCGUCAACGUGCCCUUUUUCAAGACAGUGACGCACUGUUCGGCGAUGGCCAAGCUGCUGAGCGACGUGGUCGAGACGCUGGACAAACCCGCGCUGCUCGCGGCCGUGGUGCGGACCAACGCGCUCGAGCACGCCACCCGUGACGUGCUGCCGCUGCAUUUCGAGUCCCUGUGGCAACUGGUCGGAACGCGCGUGGGCCUCGGCGCUGCCGGCGCGUCGUGGGAGAAGCUUCUCGAAGCAAUGCAAAAGAUCACUCUGAACGUCUACGAGAAUCUUGGCGUCGACGUCAGCGCACCUACCGCAUCGACGCUAAGCAGCCUCGGCGAAAGCCCUAUUUAA
This is a messenger RNA of Rhipicephalus microplus (southern cattle tick), 543 nucleotides long. RefSeq lists its product as uncharacterized. Gene Ontology annotation, molecular function: oxygen binding; heme binding. The record is from RefSeq and is a predicted model, not a curated record. Lineage: Eukaryota; Metazoa; Arthropoda; Arachnida; Ixodida; Ixodidae.